AUGACAUCACAUGACCUGAUAGUCGAUGGAUCACGUGGCUACACACUUCCCACAAUCCCUGGUAAACACAGCGACCUCAAAUCCAUCAGCGCAGACACGAUGGCGGAAGUCUUGAAUGGAGUCUACAGCGACCGCCUGCAUAAGGUGACGAUCGUGGACUGUCGAUAUCCGUACGAGUUCGAAGGAGGUCACAUCCGCGGUGCAGUUAACAUGUACACGAGGGACGCUGUAAAUAGUCUCCUGGAGACCCAGACGACAGCAGGGAAACGUCACGUGCUCAUCUUCCACUGUGAAUUCUCGUCCGAGCGCGGACCAAGAAUGUACCGGCACUUGCGCAGUCAGGAUCGAGCCUUGAAUCAGGAUCAUUACCCGAAACUGAACUUCCCGGAAGUGUACCUCCUCCACGGUGGAUACAAAGCCUUCUAUGAAUCCCACGGUGACCUAUGUGACCCCGAUAGCUACACUCCCAUGUUGCACCUAGAUCACUGCGCGGACCUACGUCACUUCCGUGUCAAGUCCAAAACGUGGACCGCCGGUAGUGAGAAAGUCAGCAGCAGGCGACAUCGCAGUCGGAUUUUCCCUUCCGGUCUAGACUUUUAGUAACGUUAGAUAUUAUUUGUACGUGUGCCAUUGU
This is a messenger RNA of Dreissena polymorpha, 634 nucleotides long. Its product is annotated as M-phase inducer phosphatase-like. The record is from RefSeq and is a predicted model, not a curated record. Gene Ontology annotation, molecular function: protein tyrosine phosphatase activity. The transcript has a single exon. Gene Ontology annotation, biological process: positive regulation of G2/M transition of mitotic cell cycle; positive regulation of G2/MI transition of meiotic cell cycle; G2/M transition of mitotic cell cycle. Gene Ontology annotation, cellular component: nucleus; cytoplasm. NCBI's taxonomy places the organism in Eukaryota, Metazoa, Mollusca, Bivalvia, Myida, Dreissenidae. Bases 1 to 600 code for a protein of 199 amino acids.